Messenger RNA from Aedes aegypti (yellow fever mosquito), 2563 nucleotides. RefSeq names its product endophilin-B1 (gene EndoB). NCBI's taxonomy places the organism in Eukaryota, Metazoa, Arthropoda, Insecta, Diptera, Culicidae. The record is from RefSeq and is a predicted model, not a curated record. Bases 262 to 1353 code for a protein of 363 amino acids. Gene Ontology annotation, cellular component: cytoplasm. The transcript is spliced from 7 exons. Gene Ontology annotation, molecular function: protein binding.
AUCAAUAACAGUUCGCUGUCAAACGUUUUUCAUAACACACAAAGGGAGAGAAAAUUUUUGCAUCGGCCGCAUAAAACUUUCGGAAAACUUUAGCCCACUUUUCUGACCUCGGCGGUAGUUUCUUCCGCAGUUCCGCUGCUUUGUGUUGUGUUCCGAUCGUUAUCAUUGCAUCUGUCUGGAGGUGGUGAGUCAAUCAUCCGCACCAAUCGUGAUUGACCGUAGGCGGCAGAGGAUUUUCUAGUCACAGGACAAUAAUCCAGGAUGAACAUAAAAAUGCCAGAUUUCGACGUGAAAAAGUUCGUCAAGGAUGCGGGAUCCACACUUUCACGGGUGGUUCAGUUGACCGAGGAAAAGCUGGGCACAUCGGAGAAAACCGAAAUGGAUCGCCACUUUGAGCAUCUGAGCGAACGGUCGGACUGCGCCCGGACGUGGACGGAGAAAAUCGUUCGGGACACGGAAGCGGCACUGAUACCGAAUCCGGCCAACCGGGUGGAAGAUUUCAUAUUUGAGAAAAUCGAGAAACAGAAACCGAAAAGGCUGAGUAACUUGGAAUACCUGGGGCUGGACAUGAUCGAAGGAGGGGGUGAAUUUGGCCAGGAUGGCGCGUACGGCAGUGCGCUGAUCAAGGUCGGGCAGGCCGAGCAAAAGCUGGGCUCGUGUGAGCGUGAUUUUAUCGGAUCGGCCGGUAUGUGUUUCAUUCAGCCGCUAAAAAAAUUCCUGGAAGGAGAAAUGAAAACCAUUACGAAGGAAAAGGGUAUCCUGGAAAGUAAGAGGUUGGACCUUGAUGCAUGCAAGAACAGGGUACGAAAGGCAAGAAGCAUGUUGGGGCAGCAAACGAAGGAUGGAAUUUCUCCUGAGGCAGUUCUGGACCAGGCCGAACGAGACCUCCGGGUAGCGCAGUCAGAAUUCGAUCGGCAGGCCGAAAUUACAAAACUCCUGCUGGAGGGAAUCAGCACAACGCAAGCCACUCAUCUACGACAUCUACAUGCCUUCGUGGAAUCUCAAGUGCGGUACUACGGACAGUGUAACAAAAUUAUGAGCGACCUACAGCGCGAACUGGCCAGUUUGGGAGGUCCACAGCCAUACGUCCCGGUGGCAGGCUACGAGGACGAUGAGGCGAACGGUCUCUCCGGCCGGGUGAACAACAUCGAACUGGGUGUCAAUCCUGGUUACAAGCGGGCACGUGUUCUAUGCUCGUACGAUGCCAAGGACGGCACCGAGCUGAAUCUCACCGCAAAUGAGGUUAUCUUUGUUUGUGAGUGCAAUCCGUCGAACAGCGAUUACAUGAAUGGCAAGCAGGGCUUACUCAAAGGAUUGGUACCAAAGGCAUUUUUGGAGUUGUUGGAUGAUUAAAUGUUUCCUAUUUUGCGAUUAAUUUUAGUGUAUACUAUGCUGAAGUAAUUUUUCAGUGUCAACUUAAUGGGGGAAAGCCAAUUUAAAAAUGAUUGUUAUAUACCCACUAUUGCUUCAAAAUAUUUAUUUGGAGUUAAUUUUUGAACGAAUUAAAUCAUUACGUUACGAUUAAGCCUAUGUUCAUAAUAAUUAAGUAUGAAUUACUACGCCUGGUUGCGUGUUUAAUUGAUGAUAAACACAGAAAUAGCUAAACAAACUUUUACAAGCGAAUGUAUUCUCAUUCCCAUUUAAAAAUAUUUGACAUGUUGCUUUUGGCCACUUAAACAAACAUAGCUACUUAGCGCAUACGGAUUUUAUUCUGAAAGUAAGACGUUUUGCUGAAAUCGUAACAAAAUAAUUAAAAAAAACAGCGUCUAUUAUGUUGUGAAUACAGUUUCGUCAAUUAAAGUUAGCAUACAACAAGAAAAAACGAAUUAACGACUACAAAACAAAACAACAAUGAGAACAAUAAUAUUAAACGGAAACACACAAACACAUUCCUCCUUGCGAAAAUUAGGAAAAACGAACAACGCCCAUCUCCUCAAUCGAGGAAAUAAUUUUGUUAUUGUUGUGUAUUUGUGUGAUUUGUACACACCACGAUGAUAUUCACGGCUCAUAUUAUGCGUUGCACAGUGAAAUGGAUAUCUCAAAAUAAGACAUUUUAUCGUCUAUCGUAAGCAAUUGUUGCAAAUGAGAAACGCAUAAAAGAAAAGACAUAUGUACUCAUACUCCUCUCUCUUGAACAUUGUUUUAUCAUGUAAACUGGAACCUGAUACUAAAAAAAAAACAAACAAACAACGUAAUCAUAUUGUUUCUCAGAAUCUCGAUAAUAAUCGCUAUUGAAAGGAUGUUAUUUAUUAAAUCUAAUACCGCAUCUAAGCUAUGAUAUAUCUAUAUACUUAAACUCAAAAAUAUCAAAAUGAAAUAAUAACAAAUCAAUGCCAUCAACGGAACCCACUGGAGUUUGACGAUUGCAUUAACGAGCAAAUAAAUAAAAUUUGAAAACAAAUAAAAGACACGGUUGAUGAAAUGGUGAGAAAAAAUGUGCAACCUAUCGCUUCCACUGAUCAUGUUAAAAUAUAUCGAAAACUAUUUUAUCUCGUUAGUCUGUACCUUUCCGGACAUUGUGCAUGUUUGAAUUGCUAUGAAAUAAUAAGGCAAAAUAAAAGAA